AUCAUUCAAGUGUAUAAAACAAACUCAUUUAUAGGUUGCCACCCAGAUUCGAAGUCAGAUUCCAGAGAAACUGAGAAAGAGAUAGAAUCAAAGAACUGGUUUUUCUUAAUCCCAAAAACCCCGAUAAACACCGCGAGAUCACCAAACAUUCUCCUCUCGCACUCGCUUCUCUGCUCACUGAGUUCACCACCGAUUCAUAUUCUCCAUACAUAUAGAAUUGAAAUUGCAUCGAUGAACAACAGCAGGAGUAACAAGAGGCCUAGGAGUCUCGACAAGGCAGUUGUAGAUGUUUGGCAACGGGAACUUGGGUCGCUCUCCACUCGAAGUUUCGCGCACCGUCUCGCCGCUUCGGAGGAUCUUGUACUUAGACUUGAUACCUACAAGAAGCUAGAAAAGCACCGAGGUUGUGUGAACACAGUGAGCUUCAAUGGGGAUGGCGACAUUUUGGUAUCAGGAUCUGAUGACAAGCGAGUUAUACUUUGGGACUGGCAAAGUGGGCAGAUAAAGCUUUCAUUCCAUUCAGGUCAUCUUCGCAAUGUUUUCCAAGCAAAGAUUAUGCCAUACUCAGAUGAUCGAAGCAUUGUCACCUGUGCUGCAGAUGGACAGGUUCGGCAUGCUCAGGUUCUGGAGCGUGGGGUGGAAACUUCUUUGCUAGGAAAACAUGAGGGAAGAGCUCAUAAGUUGGCUAUUGAACCUGGGAGUCCUUAUAUAUUCUAUACUUGUGGUGAAGAUGGAUUGGUCCAGCAUUUUGAUCUGAGAACUGGGGCUGCUACAGAACUCUUCACAUGCCUUCCUACUAAUGAUAGGAGUUUCAUGUCUGUCAUAGGUCUAAAUGCAAUCGCAAUAGACCCAAGGAACCCAAAUCUCUUUGUAGUUGCAGGGUCUGAUGAGUAUACUAGACUGUACGAUAUCCGCAAGUAUAAGUGGAAUGGAUCGUCUGAUUUCGGUUUACCUGCAGAUCACUUCUGCCCUCCUCAUUUGAUUAAUGAUGAUGAAGUUGGAAUUACAGGCUUGGCCUUCUCGGAUCAGAGCGAGCUUCUUGUCUCGUACAGUGAUGAGUUCAUCUAUCUUUUUACUCAGAGUAUGGGAUUAGGACCUAAUCUAGCUCCGUCUUCUACCAAAUCUGUGUGUAGUGAUGCAAGUGAUAUGGGAUCGGCCUCACGAGUGCCUUCCUCACCCAUGGAUGCUGAGGAAAAUCUUAUUCCCCAGGUCUACAAGGGCCAUCGUAAUUGUGAGACAGUGAAGGGUGUGAACUUCUUUGGGCCUGGAUGUGAGUAUGUGGUGAGUGGGUCUGAUUGUGGCCGGAUUUUUAUUUGGAAGAAAAAAGGUGGAGAGCUCAUUCGUGUCAUAGAGGCAGAUAAGGAUGUAGUGAACUGCAUCGAAUCUCAUCCGCAUAGCACAGUGCUUGCUAGUAGCGGAAUUGAGAAUGACAUCAAGAUCUGGACUCCAAAGGCCAUUGAGAGAGCUACUCUUCCUUCGAACAUUGAACAGUUAAGACCAAAGACAAGGGGCUGGAGGUAUCGAAUGGCUUCACCUCAGGAUCUGAUGUUGCAAUUAUUUUCAAUGCAAAGGCGGAGGACCAGCCCAGAUCUCGGGGAGGAAAACUCUUCCACAGGUCGCGAAAUUCUUGAACUUAUGUUGACAUUUAAUGCCAACAGCGAUGUUUCUUCUGAUGAUGGAGGAGAGAACUCUGGCCCUGAGGACUUCUUUGGUUGAGUGCUGAUCCUGCUCCGAGCUUCUUUCCUAUUGAAAAUUGAUAGUGAUUGUACAUAUUAUAGGAUUUGAAAUGAGACUUUUUCUCGGGCCAUUACAAAUUGUAAUUCCCGAUGGGAAUAAUGCCUUUCACUUUUAAGUUGUUUUUCCUUCAUUUUCCUCGUCUUCCUCUGCGAUAUGUGUGAUGUGUUGUGUAUAUAUAUAUAUAUAUAUGAGAACAUUCAAGAGUGA
Tripterygium wilfordii is the source of this 1944-nucleotide messenger RNA. RefSeq names its product DDB1- and CUL4-associated factor 8-like. Gene Ontology annotation, molecular function: protein binding. The record is from RefSeq and is a predicted model, not a curated record. Lineage: Eukaryota; Viridiplantae; Streptophyta; Magnoliopsida; Celastrales; Celastraceae. The transcript has 5 exons. Gene Ontology annotation, cellular component: Cul4-RING E3 ubiquitin ligase complex; cytoplasm. Bases 232 to 1716 code for a protein of 494 amino acids.